This is a messenger RNA of Saccostrea cuccullata (small rock oyster), 1223 nucleotides long. RefSeq names its product prostaglandin E2 receptor EP4 subtype-like. Gene Ontology annotation, molecular function: G protein-coupled receptor activity. The record is from RefSeq and is a predicted model, not a curated record. Bases 177 to 1223 code for a protein of 348 amino acids. Gene Ontology annotation, cellular component: plasma membrane. The transcript is spliced from 2 exons. Gene Ontology annotation, biological process: positive regulation of cytosolic calcium ion concentration; adenylate cyclase-activating G protein-coupled receptor signaling pathway; inflammatory response. NCBI's taxonomy places the organism in Eukaryota, Metazoa, Mollusca, Bivalvia, Ostreida, Ostreidae.
UUGGUAUUUUAUACUUUUAUUUACCCCAAAUUUCGUAAUCAGUUUUCAUAGACAGUGAAGGAUAAAUAUUGCCAAUAGCUUCUUUGCAGUGACUUUCAGUAUCAAAGAUCAACACUGAGUGCUUAAACGAAUCAAGGAAAGGAUACUUGUGACUUUUUGUGUAAAAAUCGAGAAUCAUGAAUGCAUGGUGGAUAAGCAAUGGAACAAACAAUUUCAGCCAUUCGAACACUACCGAGGAAACUAUAUCAGAAAGCAUCAUACCUCCCACCCUUCAGUACUUAUUCGGAGUUCUAGGGAACAUAAUGGCCAUUUUUCUCCUGUGUAAGACUUCAAGUAAGCACAAAUGGAAGCCAUUCUACAGACUUGUCUGUUGUCUUGCUAUUACUGACUUUUGUGAAAUAGGAUUUGUUUACCCUGCCGUUAUGAUCCGAUACAUUUCCAAGUUUACCUUUAUAUUUCCCAAGCAGUUGUGUGAGUACUGUUCAUUUUGGUUCUCCUUCUGCUUCAUGUCGUCAGCCCUGAUCGUGACUGCCAUGUCUCUUGACCGUUUUAUAGCAGUAAGGUUUCCUAUCUCCUAUCAAGCCUCCCAGAGAAAGAGAAUAAAUAUAUUGCUGGCUGUCAUUUGGGUCCUGUCGGGUACUGUAUCGUCUCUAAAUCUCAUGGGUGUUGGAUCCGUCAAAAACUUCUACCCAGGAUCCUGGUGCUUUAUAGACUUUGCCAACAAUGGUCAGAUGGAAAGAGUGAACACUUUUGUAUAUUCUAUUAUUGGGUUUGCUAUUUUAUCAUCAACAGUUGUUUUAAACGUGGCAGUGGUCUGUUCCAUAUGCAGAAAACCCAGAUUUACGACAUCUAAUAGAAGUAAAAAGAAGAAAGGCGAUGUUUUUAUCGUGGUGUUUUUGUUUGCAAUUGUGACAUUAUUUUCGAUAUGCUGGGUACCUUUAAUGGUUCGUAUGCUGAUCAACGCUAGCACUGGUAACUCGAAGAAUGGUCCUGAUGAACUGCUGGCAGUUAGAAUGACCGUCAGUAACGCCAUUGUUGAUCCUUGGGUCUACAUCAUUCUGCGAAAGGAAAAUUUAGUCAAAAUCUCUAACUGGCACCAAAAAGUUCGUAGUCACUGUAGUAAACCCACGCCAGAAAUAUACAUUAUGAAGGAGAACCUUGUUACUGGGACCAGAAAUAUAGGAAACAAUUUGUCGAAUAAUACAACCACCGUUUCUUUGUAA